AUGGGCUGCAGCGUGUGUCUCUGGCUGCUGAUCUCUCUCGGCCGCGUUUGGGGCAUGGGCCGUGGGGCGAGGGAGACUGUGCUGGGCACCUCGGGGAAGGCAACGAUAUUGCAGAUCCCCCCUGAACUCCAGAAACUCACCCUGCACUUCGGGGAGGCAGUCUGGAAGCGGGACACGGAGGACCCGCAGAGGAAGCUCGUCCUGCUCAAGUACUCGGAUGGCAACUACACCAACUACAUGCAGGGACGGACUCGCUUCCACAAGUUGGACUUCUCCUUGGAGAUCCUGAACACCAGCCGGCAGGACCGGCAGCUCUACGAGUACAUCGUCAGCAAGGGACCAGAGGAGAAAGUCUGGCAGAUACAGCUGGAGGUGUACGAGCCGGUGUCCGAUCCCAGCAUCCAGAUCCUCGGCUGGGCGCUGGCCAACGGCAGCUGCACCGUCACCGUCAACUGCACAGCGGAGCGAGGGGACAACGUCUCCUAUAGCUGGGGCAGCCGGGACACGGGCACCUUGGGGCUCUGCACCCGCAACGGCAGCCUCCUGCAGCUCUCUUACCCCCUGCAGAAUGCAAGCAUUGCCUGCGCCUGCACAGCCAGCAACCCCGUCAGCAGCCGGGUCGUCACCUUCAACUCCUCCGAGUGCAGCUACGAGCAAGGGAGCAGCACCGGGCUGAGGACAGAACAUCUCGUGCUGAUGGUGGUGGUGCCCAUCGUCGUAGUGAUCUUGCUCACCGGGGUCUUCUUGGCCAUCCAUUUGGACAUGCCUAAGACCGGCCAGGAGCCGGAGGACUCGCCGCUCGCCGAGGACAGUGCGGUGCACACCAUCUACUCCCAAGUGCAGCGGGUGCAGGGAGGGAAGGACCCCCGUGGCGAGCUGCCUGCCGCUGCUCAACCUUCACUCUCCAUGCAGAAGCAGAAAGGGGCCCCUGCUGCCGAGCACCCCUCCUGCACCACCAUCUACGCUGCAGCCACCGGCCUGCCCCCGGACACGUCCCCGGCCCCCCGCAGAGCCCCCUGCCCCCCUCGCAGCCCCCUGACAGAGCCGUCUGCCCUGCAGGACCACCCGCCCCUCUCGCAGAGCCCCGCCAAGGAGCCCACGACGGUUUAUGCCAGCGUGAUGAUGCCCAUAGCCUGA
This is a messenger RNA of Gavia stellata (red-throated loon), 1137 nucleotides long. RefSeq names its product signaling lymphocytic activation molecule. The transcript has 7 exons. The record is from RefSeq and is a predicted model, not a curated record. NCBI's taxonomy places the organism in Eukaryota, Metazoa, Chordata, Aves, Gaviiformes, Gaviidae. The coding region runs from base 1 to 1137 and encodes 378 amino acids.